Molecule: messenger RNA, 1371 nt
Organism: Melopsittacus undulatus (budgerigar)
Lineage: Eukaryota; Metazoa; Chordata; Aves; Psittaciformes; Psittaculidae
Gene: COLQ
Product: collagen like tail subunit of asymmetric acetylcholinesterase
Exons: 17
Coding region: 1-1371 (456 amino acids)
Biological process (GO): extracellular matrix organization
Molecular function (GO): extracellular matrix structural constituent conferring tensile strength
Source: RefSeq, a predicted model, not a curated record
AUGUUGGUCCUCAGCCCGCUUGUCUGGGGAUCUUACCUGCAGCUUGUCUUCUGCUUUGCUCUAUCUCAGACUGCGUACAUUGACAAUGUCUUCUCAGUUUCAGCAGAUCUCCCUUGUUUGGAACAGAAGAAACAGCCCAACCUCAGAGCGUGCUGCCUCUUCAUCCCUCCUCCACCGCCCCUGUUCCCACCACCAUCCUUCAGGCAUGGCUGGAACACUAAACUCCUUGCCCUGGAUAUGAAAGAGUUGUGUCAGCAGCACCCGAUAAUGCAGCCUCCCUCUCUGCCCAAAUCAUACUGCCCUGCAGGGCCACCUGGCCCCCAGGGCCCACAAGGAAUUCCUGGUAUAAUGGGACCAAAAGGGGAUAAAGGGGAGAUUGGCAGGCCAGGAAGAAAGGGUAGACCAGGUCCUCCGGGUGUCCCUGGAAUGCCAGGACCAAUAGGAUGGCCUGGACCUAUGGGGCCGAAGGGUGAAAAGGGAGAGUUGGGUGUGAUGGGAUUGCCAGGUACAAGAGGACCAAUGGGCUCCAAGGGUUUUCCUGGAACUAGAGGAGAAAAGGGAUCCAGAGGUGACAGGGGUGACAAAGGAGUCAAAGGAGACCAGGGAGAAAUAGGCUUCCCUGGAAUGCUGGGACAAAAAGGAGAGAUGGGCCCGAAGGGACAAUCAGGAGUACCAGGACACAGAGGACCUAUAGGAAGACCUGGAAAACGAGGCAAACAAGGGCUGAAGGGAGACACCGGACCUGCGGGUGUCAUGGGUCCACCUGGAAGGCCAGGUCCUUCUGGCCAGCCAGGCCCCCCUGGACCUUCAGGAUCAGGGCAUUUCGCAAUAGGACCAAAAGGGGAAAGAGGACUUCCAGGACUUCCAGGGAGAUGUCUCUGCAGACCCCCACAACACAUGAGCAACCCACCGUAUGAGGAAUCUGUGUUUGGAUACAGUUAUCCAAAAGUCCCUGUGAUUUUUGUGGUGAAUAAUCAAGAAGAAUUGGACCGGUUAAACACAGAAAAUGCCUUAGCUUUUAGAAGAGAUCAGAGAUCUUUGUAUUUCAAGGAUACCUUUGGAUGGCUCCCAGUCCAGCUAUCCCCCUUCUAUCCCAUGGAUUACCGCUUCGAGGAUGGCAAUACCUGUGGAGAUGGGAUUGUACAGGAUGGGGAAGAGUGCGAUGAUGGCAAUACGGUUGUGACUGAUGACUGUAUAAGAUGCCGCCGUGCUUACUGUGGAGAUGGCUACAGACAUGAAGGGGUUGAAGACUGUGAUGGAAAGGAUUUUGGAUAUUUGACAUGUAAAACAUAUCUCCCUGGGUCUUAUGGAAAAUUGCGAUGCACUUCUUAUUGCUACAUUGACUCUACACAGUGUCGAUACUUCACAUGA